AUGGACAAUGCAAGAAUGAGCUCCUUCCUGGAAUACCCCAUCCUCAGCGGAGGCGACUCGGGGACCUGCUCUGCGCGAGCCUACCCCGCGGACCAUGGGAUUACAACUUUCCAGUCGUGCGCGGUCAGUGCCAACAGCUGCGGCGGCGACGACCGCUUCCUAGUGGGCAGGGGGGUGCAGAUCAGUCCACCCCACCACCACCACCACCACCACCACCCCCAGCCGGCCAGCUACCAGAGUCCUGGGAACCUGGGAGUGUCCUACUCCCAUUCGAGUUGUGGCACGAGCUACGGCGCGCCAAACUUCGGCGCACCGUACAGCCCCUAUGCGUUAACCCAGGAAGCAGAUGUAAGUGGUGGGUACCCCCCGUGUGCGCCCGCUGUUUACUCUGGAAACCUCUCAUCUCCCAUGGUCCAGCAUCACCACCACCACCAGGGUUAUGCUGGGGGCGCGGUGGGCUCGCCUCAGUACAUUCACCACUCAUACGGACAAGAGCACCAGAGCCUGGCCUUGGCCACCUAUAAUAACUCCCUGUCCCCUCUCCACGCCAGCCACCAAGAAGCCGGUCGCUCCCCUGCGUCGGAGACAUCCUCUCCUGCGCAGACCUUUGACUGGAUGAAAGUCAAAAGAAACCCUCCCAAAACAGGGAAAGUUGGCGAGUACGGCUACGUGGGCCAGCCCAAUGCGGUGCGCACCAAUUUCACCACGAAGCAGCUCACGGAGCUGGAGAAGGAAUUCCACUUCAACAAGUACCUGACGCGCGCCCGGAGGGUGGAGAUCGCCGCGUCCUUGCAGCUCAACGAGACCCAAGUGAAGAUCUGGUUCCAGAACCGUCGAAUGAAGCAGAAGAAACGGGAGAAGGAGGGCCUCUUGCCCAUCUCUCCCGCCACCCCGCCGGGAAGCGAGGAGAAGGCUGAGGAAUCCUCGGAGAAGUCCGGCUCCUCGCCCUGCGUUCCCUCCCCAGGGUCUUCUACCUCAGACACUCUGCCUACCUCCCACUGA
Molecule: messenger RNA, 1002 nt
Organism: Echinops telfairi (small Madagascar hedgehog)
Lineage: Eukaryota; Metazoa; Chordata; Mammalia; Afrosoricida; Tenrecidae
Gene: HOXA1
Product: homeobox A1
Exons: 2
Coding region: 1-1002 (333 amino acids)
Biological process (GO): regulation of transcription by RNA polymerase II
Cellular component (GO): nucleus
Molecular function (GO): RNA polymerase II cis-regulatory region sequence-specific DNA binding; DNA-binding transcription factor activity, RNA polymerase II-specific
Source: RefSeq, a predicted model, not a curated record